Messenger RNA from Cygnus olor (mute swan), 11054 nucleotides. RefSeq names its product kelch repeat and BTB domain containing 11 (gene KBTBD11). The record is from RefSeq and is a predicted model, not a curated record. Gene Ontology annotation, molecular function: protein binding. The transcript is spliced from 4 exons. The coding region runs from base 3501 to 5288 and encodes 595 amino acids. Lineage: Eukaryota; Metazoa; Chordata; Aves; Anseriformes; Anatidae.
CGUCACCUUUGCUGCCUGUUCUGUGUGCUCCUCUUCCCGGGGCCCAUCACCCACCAUCCAUUCCCUCUUUAAUUAGGACAUCUGAUGCAUGCCAGUGGGAUCCGCCAGCCAUCCCAUACUAAUGGUGUUGUCUGAUCAGGGUCUGUCAAGGUGCCAAGGACCAGUCCCCGGUCUGCCCCAGCUCCCCUCGCUCCGCAGGGUCUCACUCCUGCCAGAAGUGGCACUUUUAGGGGUCAGCUUUUCAAUUUGGAAAGUCUGAAAUCUUUAAUAGCUUCCUUUCUUCUACAAACUCUUUCCUCGCAUCGCUUUUCCGUGUAACAAAUAGUCCAAAUAGGUAGGCAAAAUGAUGGCUGGAAACGUCAAUAAAUAUUAGAUCACCAUUGUUUGGCAGGCACAUUCAAUGAAAGCCAUUAAGUGGCUUUACUGUAGUAAAGCGGGAUUAUAGUAUUUAGGGCUGGCCUAGGUUACUUGAGAGACAGGGAUGUGGUUAGAUGACUGGAUCCAGAUCCUACUUACUGGGGGUUUCAGCAUCCUGUAGUAUCCUGUUGCAAGAGGAUAUUAGGGGCAGCUGGCUGCUAAAGAUGGGUAUAAUAAAACAUGAAAGGAAAUUGUGCCAUUCCUUUUAGAGGAGAAUUAAACUUUUGUGGGGGGUUGGCUUGUUUUUGAUCUUGUAAGAUCCUGUAUGGAUUUUACAGGGAUUUUGCUGUUGAUGCUUGCUGAGAUUCUGCAGCAUUGCAGUUAGAAGGCCGUUUCUUUCCCAUCAGCAGAAGCUGAGAAGUCAUUUUCUACCACUUUAGGUCCUUGGAAAUACCUAUUUUUAAAAAAAGAGCACAUUUUCAUUGCGUUUGAUCUCAGUGUUCUGAGGACAGUAGUUAAGUCUGCUGUUUUACUUUUUAAUGGAUUGUCAUCAUCUAUUCUUUCUGUUUUGUUUUUGGUCUCGGUGUCAUUUUGUCAGAGAACAGGCGUGAUUUACUUCCUUUUAUUGACAAAGAAUUACUUUACAGCAGUUCAGGAUUUGGCAACCAGUUUAACCUGAUCCCACGACUGAGCGUUCAUUGAACGAGAAGAGACCUUGCUCCUUCCCUAGCCUGGACCGUAUAUUUCUGCCCUCUGCCUUAUGCCAGUGCCAGUAAGCAUGUGAUGAUACAGUAAAUGGGUAGAGAUUUUGCCUUCCUCCUGCAAUUACUUGAGCAAACAGUUUACGUGUACAUUUUCAUGUUAGCAUUAUGAGUGGGGCUAGUCCUGCGACUAGCAUUUAAAUCUGCAUUUAAAUCCCUGCAGGACUGGGACCAUAAAUGCUGCUGUGCUGUUUUUUUUCUUACUAAGCAGUGUUGGCAAUCCUGUAGCCUAUUCUCUGUCCUCCAUGGAUGCUAACUGGCAGUUUUGGCUUUGAAAGAAUAACAAGAUUGGGUCAGUAUGGUAUAUGUUAAUACAACUGUGUGGUAAUAUAAAAAGUGUUGGCUGGAUGCUUUGUUCUACGAAGCACAUUUGGUACUUUCCAGUUUCUUAUACCUCAUCAGUGAGUACAGCAGGAAUUCACGAUCGGUUUAGUCAGUUUAUUUUAUGCAAAACAAGCUGAAAAAACUCCAGUAGUUCUACAGAUUUUGCAGCGUGCAUCAGAAGGAGAAGAAGAUGUGUCACGUAAAUGCUUUUCAGGUGCAGUGUUUCACGAGCUGCCAUUGCUGUGCCUCUGGCUAAAACAGCCCAGUUGACAGCCUUGCUUAGUUCACUUGGAAACGGGCCAGAAACCGCAACCUUUCCAUACAACUCCACAGAAGUUGGACAAGCAGCUUCCAUGCUGUUAUGUUGUCUGUCACAACACGAUUUGCAUUAAUUAAUAGCAUUGAAAUUCUUUUGCACGUACACCUUCACAGAUUAGCAAAAGCUGCUUGUUGUUUCUCUGGACGCUGAUUCCCCCAGGAGUAUUUAAGGAGCAGAGUAAGCUUUGCCGGCGGAUCCCUAACUGCUGGAAGGCUCCUGGACCCUUGAAUCAUUUCAGACUAUCAGCGUGUUAGAGAUCUGCAAUGUUUUUUGUUUUUUAUUUUAAUUUUUUUCCCUUGGAAAUGGUUCUGCUUUUCUCUCUCCCUCUCUUGUAAGCAGACUGGAGGAACAGAGCCUGAGCACUGGAGAUAAGCUAUGAUUUCUGCGACCCGUUUUUUAAAAGUGUUAGAUGGUAAGAACCUAAACCCAGCCCUUUGCUAUGGGAAUGGCGUGCUAACAAUAAAUGUUCUGAUUCAGUCAAUCAAAGACAAAUCUCGUCAUGGGAGAGCUUUCCUCUUAUCCUGUAGUUUUCUUUCAUCUCCUUCGCUGCAGCUCCCUCAGUGGCCUCAGUUCAAAAAAAAAAAAAAAAAAGCUACUGUACAUAUUAGUACGUACAGUUUAGGAAAUCCUGAUGCUUGUGAAGUUAAUGUGUCUGUAGCAGGGAUGGGAUUUAAAGUGAAGUGAGACCCCGCCCUUACCAAAAGACACCGUGAAACGUAGAUAAUGUGGGCAGUACUGAGACAACGUGUUUCUUGUUUAAUAACAACUGAUAAUAGAGUGCUGAAGGCUUUUGGUUUCCACAGCAAAUGCCGAAGCAGUAAAGUAAAUGUCACUUGAGUGUAUUGUUUUGUCAACUUUGGAGUUAGUUGCUUCCAUGUGUCGCAAGAUGUUUUACCCUGUGGUACAGGAAGAGGAAGGCAAAGACUGCUCGUGUAUGUUUAAAUGGUGACAUUCACUGGUGCUCCUCCUGCUUGCUCAGGAUGAGGGACUCAAAAAGCAGACGGGACAAUCCUGAGAUAGCUGUGAUCAUCAUCGUCCUUCAUGCUGCUGCUGCCGGUCUGCAUGUCUCUUCAGAGAGAGCAUGGAUCAUUUGGGAAAAACAGAGUGCUGGCAAGUCAGCAGCUCUGAUGACGACGUGGGGUCGCCUCAUACUUUGCUCAGCCCUCAGUUACAACACUGCUGCUAAAAACAUCCCCAUUGCCUGGUGGAGUCGGUGCUGACAGCUCGCAGGUGGAGUGCAUAUAAGGAGCAGUGAGAUGAAGAAACCUCUGUGAUGUUCAUGCCAAGGAGACUUUGGCUAGUGGGGAAUCUCCUUCCAGAACAGAUUGCAACCACUCUCUUCCCCUGAAAUAGCUGCACACGGUGAACAAGCUAUGAUAGUACUCCUAACUCUCUGACUUCAGAGGACAUUUCUUCCUCAUUGCCCAGCACAGUGUGGGACCGGUUGUCACAAAAGGAUGCCGCGCAUAAAAACUGCUUAACAUUUUCAUAUAAUAACAGGAAAACCAGAACCGCUUCUCAGGCUAUCGAGGUGCAAUAUCCACACCGGGAAGAGGUUUAGGUUUUCACCGACAGCAUCUGACAGGGGAGAAGGAAGCCGGUGCAGGCUGGGCCGCGGAGGCUCAGUGCUCUGUGCUGUUACCUGCAGGUGAUGGGCGUAGCGGUGCGGCCGAGAGCCGUCCCGUGCGGCACUGCGCAGGGCCGGAGCAGCUAGCCUGGCCGUGGCGGAGGGCGGCUCCAUGGAGGGCAGCGGCGCAGUGGAGGAGGAGGAGAGUGGGGCCGGGCCCGGCACCCCACCGCUCACCCUGGCCUCCCCUUGCAGCUUCAGCUCCUCUCUGUGCUUCAGCACCGCCGCCACUGAGUGCGGGGCCCCGCCGCCGGCCUCCACCGGUGGCCGUGUGGUGGAGAGCCAGUGGGAGAUCAACAGCGCGGCCUCCGAGUCAGAGGAGGAGGAGGCCGUCAACGCACAGGGGACACCGGCGGGCACGCAGCCCAUAGGGCGGCCGGUGGAGGAGCCCGACCUGGUGAUCGAGGUGUCAGGGCAGCGCAUCCGGGCUCACAAGUCGGUGCUGGCGGCCAAGAGCGACUAUUUCCGCGCCCGCGCCUCACGGGACAUCCUGCGGGUGAAGGGGGUGAGCUAUGGGGCACUGCGGCUCCUCAUUGACUAUGUCUACACCGCCCGCAUGGGCGAGGUGCGCCACGACAACCUGGCCGAGGUGGUGAGCGGCGCCCGUGUCCUCCAGAUGCCCUGCGCCCUGCACUGCGCUGCCGAGGCCAUGCGUGCCCAGCUCCGCCUCGACAACUGCUACCAGCUGCUGUGCCUGGCCAAGAAGCAGCGGCUGGCGGAGCUGCGGGAGGCCGCCUACCGCUUCAUGAGCGACCACUACCUGGAGGUGCUGCGGGAGCCGGGCGUCUACGGCCGCCUCAGCGGUGCCGAGAGGGACCUCAUUCUGCAGCGGCGGCUGGAGGCCGGCCGGCGCUGCCUCUUGGUGGCUGAGGUCAGCGACGCCUUCGAGCGGCCAGGCGGCGGCAGCCGGCCCCAGAGCCGCGAGAGCAGCCGCCCGCAGAGCCCCUCCUCCGUGGUGUCGCUGGAGGAGAGCGGCUCCCUCAUCCACUGCUACCACGAGGCCAGCCGCGAGUGGAGGGUGCUGACGCGCCUGCCUGAGGAGGCCAACGCCAAGGGCUGUGCCAUGUGCGUCCUCUACAACUACCUCUUCCUGGCGGGAGGCAUCGUGGCGGGGCCGGCGGGCAGCGAGCCCCGGGCCCGCCUCUCUGACAAGGUCUUCUGCUACAACCCCCUCACCGACACCUGGAGCCAGGUGCGCCCGCUGGCGCAGCCCCGCUCGCAGCUCAAGCUGCUGGCUCUGGACGGCUACCUCUAUGCUGUGGGGGGCGAGUGCCUCUUCACUGUGGAGAAGUACGACCCACGGGCUGACCGCUGGAGCACCGUGGCGCCUCUGCCCAAGGGUGCCUUCGCCGUGGCUCACGAAGCCACCACCUGCAAUGGGGAGAUCUACGUCUCGGGGGGGUCCCUCUUCUACCGCCUGCUCAAGUAUGACCCCAAGCGCGACGAGUGGCAGGAGUGCCCUUACAACAGCAGCCGCCGGCGCUCCGCUGACAUGGUGGCCUUCAAGAACUUCAUCUACCGCUUCGACAUCAGCAGCGGCCGCGGUGGAGAGCAGGGCCCAGGCGGUGGGACCAGCGGCGGCGUGGAAGUUUUCCGGUACAACACGGUGGCCAAACGCUGGAGCCAGUGUGCCAGCCUGCGGCCUAGUGGUGGCCCCGUCCAGCCCUUCCGCUGCGCCGCCUUGGGCAACACCAUCUACUGCGUCAACCGGACCAGCACCCUCCGCUUCUGCUUAGCCCAGGAUGGCGAGGUGGAGGCAGAUGGCGGGCUCAAGGGCACCUUCGACGGGGAGCUUCUCAAAGCUCCCUUUGACGCCAAGGGCAUUCUCCUGCCCUUUGUGCUUACCCUGCCAGAGAAGCUGGAGAAAGCAGGGGACCAGGAGGGCUCUCUCCCACUGUGAGGUGGUCAGCCUGGCUCCGGGCUGCCAAGCAGGGAGCUGGAUUGUAGCUUCUGGGGGACCCACCAUCUCCCUCCCACAGAGGGGACCCCCUCCAGCAUGUCUGCAGAGAGAAGGGGUUCCCCCUUUCCUCCUCUCCCCUCCCAAGGUGUUACUCGGUCGUAACUCUUUAAUGUUUGCUGUGCUUUCUGCGAAAAGCCGAGCAAACAAAAGGAAAAGCUGCUAUAAAGGAUAAUCUCUGGAUUACAUUUGUGCCAAUUCCUGAUGUCAGAAAACUUCUGUACACCUGGAUUCCUAAAAAUUCCUGACAACAGUGUCAUAAUGAGAUGUUACUGUUAGUGCUGGCUGUGUGUAUGCACAUAGUUGUAGUUGGGGCUGGAGCCUUUUCUGCCAUUUGUUUUCUUUCCUCCCCUGGAUGAUACCAAGGGAUAAACACUGCUGGCAGCAUCGCUUAGCUGUAUUCGUUUUUAUGUUAAACCAACUAUUUCCUGUGUUAGGGAAGUACAGGAGGAUUGUCUCAAUUGCAGCCUUUCGUUGGUGGUGCAAUAGAUUGAGGAAGACAUGGCACUGUGUGGUCCCAGGAAUUUCAACCACAGAUAUUUAACAGAUACCAGACUGAAAGGUUUUAAGCAACACAAAUGUGUGCCACAUGUUCAUAUUUGGAAUAUAAAAAUAAAAUAAAAUAAGGGGGCAAGCUACCUUUUUAAAAUGUGGCUUGUUAUAGCAGAUAUGAAAUGUCGAUAUGUUCUUUAUUUGAAAAAGGCAAUGGUUUCUAUAUAAAAAUACAUUGUUUUAUUACUUUUUUAUCAGAGAUUUUAAAUUAUAACAAAAGCGGACUGAAGCUGUUCGGACUGUAACAGAUUGACAUGAGCAUGUAUACCACUAGAGCUGGGGGAAAUAUUUUGUACUUCAACUGCUCUUUAAUUAACUGCAGGUCAAGGAAAAUUAACCUAAACCAAAUGUAAAUGCUUUGAAACCAUCUGUAGACAGCUUAAAUGUUUCGCUCUAUGUUCAGUACCCUGUGACAAGAGGCUUUUCCAACUUGGUGCAAGACCAUCAAAGGCGGACACAGAAAACAGGGAUGUCCUACACAUGUUGAUUUUAUUGUGCACUGGCAUGGUGUUAUUUCCCUGUCUUUUGAUUGAGAGACUGCUUUAUUUAUUCUGAUUGAUUGCUGUAAUCGAUAAGCCCUUGUCGACUGCAGAACAUGCUGAUGGCACACGCUGUCAUGGGAUUAUGCUGUUUGUGGAGCAGCAUCCUAAGGAGACAUAGCCCGAGAGGGGUUCUUCCUGCCUGGAGAAAGUUGGAGCAUACUUUUUUUGUCGUGUUACUCGGAACUGGAAAAGUGUAAACUGUCUACACAGACAAACUAUAUUGAAAAGGGCACUUGCAUUUAUUUUAUACACUUUAUAUAUAUAAAAAAAAAUCGAUCGGAAGACAAAGCAAAUGUUUUAGCUUUACAGUAAACCACUGAGAUACCUUUUCUGGAAAACAAAACCAAUGUUUUUCCUGUUAGUGAUUCCGCCUGGAAUUGGCAUGGACUAUGGAAGGGAAUUGUUUAUAUUCAAAGUUCUAGUAGAGAUGCAUAUUUUAGAGAGACAUAGGGACCUUACAUCAAAGAGCAGCAGACCUUUUUAUGUUUUAUUAAGAUGUUUCCAUUACCAGAACAUUAGCAUUCUUAUAUGUUAUUGCUGCUUCCAAAGGAAGGCAGCAGGCUCUGUCCUAAGAGACACCUUCACAGAGGACAAUAGUGAAGCUUAUAGAUACUUCUUUCUUUACCUUUCCUUCCCUUCUCUCCCCUUCCCUUCCCUUCCCUUCCUUUUUUUUUUUUUUUUCUCUCCAUCUGUCCUGCACAGAGGUUUUAACACAGCAGAUCCGAUUAGCCAUCCUUUAGCAAACAGUGAUUCGGUCCUAAAAGUUCUUAGCCAAGUGAGCCCGUUCCCUAGUGAGAUAAUUUAGGCAUCACCCAGGUGGGAGCUGCAGGUCUGCUGUGUGGUGUUUAUCCUGGCCUUAGUACAGGUUGGUGCAGAGGAAUUUAAUGCCACAGAUGGCAUAUUCAUCAGCCGUUCACAAAGAAACAAUUUUUUUUUUUUCACUGAAUGAUGGACUUAAUUCUCAGACAAGAAUCCUUGGAAAUACCGAUUCAAUGAAAUUACAGCGUUGUAGCCUGAGCAGGAAAGAAAAAUGAUGUAUUUGCCUUCAGCAUCAUUUUUUACAUUAGCUGUAGGAAGUAUUUCAAUCUGGGUAGUGAAGUGCUUAGGUGGAUUAUUAAAGGCAUAAGCACUAGGCCAGAUUUUGAAUUAGCGGAGUCACCAGAAACACACAAGAAAAUGUCAGUUUUAUCUAACAGUACAAUAAAAUUUCCUAGUUCAAAAUAUUUUGUAGUAUAGUUUUUAUGCUACAGCAUAGUGAGGAAGCAAGCCAGCUUUUUCACUCCUAUUAACUGAUCAUUAAGUAAGCAUUUUCAUUCGUAUUAAUGCAUGAAAAUGUUGCUAAGUGACUUUUUGGAAGUCUCCAUGAUUUGAGCUGCAAAAAUAUGCCACAGGCUCUCAGGAAGGAAUGAAACGUGUCCUUUCUUCCAAAAUUUCUUGCUAUAUUCCAUGAGGAAAUACAUUGGGGAAUAAUCUUUGUAGUACGAAGCGUUCUACAAACCUCCGUGGUUUGUAUUUUUGCUAGCUUACAUCUUUAGCAGAGGUUGCAUCAAGUGCCUACCCACCUGUGUUUGUUUAUGCAGCGUGAGAGCGGAGCCUGGCCUCCGUCAGUAGCUGUCCAUCGAGUCUGUUGCCUCUGUGCCCUCUUUGCAUGCUCACAGCCUGGUGACUGACAGCAGCACCGUGUUUCUGGCCACGUUUCCUACUUUCUGGCCUCUGUUUCCUCCCUGGUAAGCCUGAGGCAGGUUUGCUCUGAGUUUGCUUCUUUUUCCUGCCACUUGCAUCUUCAGCACAGCCAAAAUGUAGUACUUGGGUACUAAAACCAGAAUUUAGGCAGACUUCAGGCACCAAAGACCAAAAUUAUCUUCCCAGAACUCUCCUGUUUAACUUAAACUGAGCAGCCCCUGUCCCUUUGGCUUGCAGAGGUGCUGAGCACGCCCCUCUCCAUGCAUCCACCACUGCUCGUGUCUGAGCAGCUGCGCACCGGCCUAGCUACUGCCUCAACUCCUUGGAAAUGAGGUGACGUGAUAGCCAGGAGCCACUGUUGUAAUGUGUUUGCAUGUAUGGUCCAAACUGAAGUGCCAGGCCACCCUCAAACUGUGUUUGCAUAUGUUUCGCUUCUAAACCAGUUAUUUUAUGUAAUUGCCUGAAGGCUACUGCAUUUGCAUGGGAGCACGGAGACAGUGUUUGCUUUCUUAGCCUGCAGUGAUUUCAUCCACGUCUCUAGAGGAGUGCAGGACCUCGUGGAGUUCAUCUCUGAUCUGCUAAUAUUUACAUAGUUUGUAUUAUGCAUUAAUUGGCUAAAGAUCUCGGAAAUUAUCCAGGUUGGUGAAUUCAAGCCUCCGUCCUCACUGAACGAUCUGAAACUAGGUGGAGAGACGUAGUCCUCUCUGCUGAUCUUCUUCAUUAAUCUCACAGUCCUCUUCUUUACCUUUUCCUUUACCAGGACAUGUAGAAAAUAUUUUUUAUGCUUCUUCCUCCCUAGGGCACUCCUGUUUUCAAGGUCAUCUUCCAAAAGAUUUAGGCUUGAAUUCCCUGGAGGGAACUCAGGACUCCCACUUCAUGUGUGCAUAUUCUCAAACCUGGAUGACAUUAUUCUCCUGAUAUUAGAAGAAUAUUGGGACCACAUCCUAUAGCUCUUUUCUAGGGACGAAUCCUUCCUGCAUCCAAAUCCUUCCUGCAUCCAAAUCCUUCAGAAGCACACACAGGCUCCUGCACCCUGAGCGGUGGGUAUUUUGUCUGUAUUUUGGUUUGCCAGUCUGAGGUGAGGGGCUGGAUGCCUGGUACCAGCAGACCAAGCAGGUAGUUUGGGUUCAUCUCGGGGGCGAUGCCGUAGUAAAGAGGCAUUGCGCUGCCUGACGUGGAAAUUCCUAGGGCCUUCGUUGCAUCUAAAGCUAAAUCCCUGCUUGAAUAAAGAAACAAGCUGCCUUAGCAAAUGCUAAUAACAGAUGGAAAUGUACUAUUUCCAUCUAUUAACUGGUUCUGUAAAAAGAAUGUUAAUUGCAGCAAAGCCAUUUGUACAAAUUCUGUUUACACUUGGAAAGCAAGUCAAAGGAAUAAUUGGCAAAAGAAUAGCCCUAUUUGAUCAAAACAGGCACUGUUAAGCAACAUGGGAAGGAUGCUAAUCAUACCCUACUAAGGAACUAAAUUGUGCCGUAGCGGAUGUAAAUUCUAUCCAGAGAAAAAAUAAAAUAUUUGUAAAUAAGUACCUGGUAAAAUUUAAAGUGAUAAAAGAAUAAAUUAUUCAUAUGAAAGCUGUAACUCUCCUGUGCUGUUUGGUUGGCUCUCAGAGUGUUGUAUCCCGAGUUGCACUAUUCGUGAGUGGCCUGUUGCUUUCUUGCUUUGUGGUAGCCAUCCCAUUGACUGCUCCACAGAUGGGUUUGCCCUUUAUUAUCACAAAGCUUAACCGUGGUACCGGGGUGAUUUGCUUUGUGUCUGGACUGACAUGUAGUGCUUUCUACUUGAAUGAACCCAGGAGAUUUAGAAUUAUCUUUCCCUGGGCUUUUUUUUUUCAGUGGUUGGGAAACCUAAGAAAGCACAAGAAGGGAAACGGUAGUACCAUUGAGCAGUUGUAGUAACAAGCAUUUAAUGAUUUAUUUUUGUGUGUGUCUGCCAUUAUUCAGCACCUCAGACUCACCCUGGGCUGAACAAGAGCGUCUCUGUGUAGCUGUUACCAGUAUGAUCCUAAGCACCACUGCAGCAAAGUGUGUUUUUAUUUAAGUAUAUUUCUGGCUCAACUCCUACCCUGAGAUAAUUUAAUGGGAGUUUGUAAUAGUUCUGUAAUUUGGUAGAUUAAUGGAACUAUUCUGAAUUUACAUUACAGCUCUUAAAAGCAGAGAUUGACACCCAAAUUCAGUAAAAUUGUGCACUCGGAAUGUAUAAUGGCAGACUUUUCAUUUGUUUUGGCCUAAUGAAUGCUGUUUUAAGAGCUGCUGGAAUGAACCCAUCAGUACGAGGAAGCAGCAGGCCAUUUUGGAGGCUCUCUGAGCUUCAUAAAUUACUCAGUGGGAGGAAAUGGGAGUGUGGGGCAGAGGGAGAGAGAGGGAGAAAAGAUUUGGGACACAAAACCACCUACUAUAUAUUCAGUAGGAACAAAUAAAUAGUGGGGAAGGAAACCAGAGUCGUACUUGAGACAGUGAUGACUACAUGACCAAUCUUUUUCAACUAUUUGUGAAGCAGCCUGGGUUUUUACCUCUUCCAUUAUUAUUAGUCUUAUCGUUUUGCACCUGCAGUACAUCUCAAACAACCACAGUGCUUAAUAAGCUACUUUUUUGCAGGAGUCUUGUGCUUUGCUUUUAAGUCUUAGUGGGUUAGCCUUUGACGGGUUUGUGAAACUAUAAAAUAACAAUGUUGAUGCUGCCACUUAAAACAGAUUAACUAAUGCAAAUGCUUUAGACACUGUUCACUAUUCAGGUGAAUUACAUGUGUAACUGAUGUAUUAACAGAUCAUUUUUGAAGUAUAUAUAGGUAAGGUCACUGUAAAGCUUUUUAUGUACUCCAACUUGUGCUGUAAUGAAAUAAAUACAUACAAAAAGCUUAUGCUCCCCCAUAGGGAUUUCUGGGUAACUGGUGUUUCUUUGUCAUCCAUCCGACCAGUAAACAACAUCGUUGCUCUUAU